AUGGGCGUACCGAACUUUCUGAGCUACCUGACCAAGCAUUACCCAGAUGUAUGUUCGUACGACUUUCCGAACCGUCUCUAUUUGGCAGAUGACCUAGAUGGACCUGAGGUACCUAAAAAGGUCGACAACCUCUAUUUGGAUUUAAAUACCAUCAUCCACCAGGCCCUCUAUACCAGCAAUCAGAGCGUACGUCAUGGACCAUUGAACCCUAUUGGAUCAGAAAACACAAUUCAUCCCUUUGGUGCAGGGGACCGAAUUAUACUAAUCAAUCGUAUUUCUUAUUUCAUCCCAACCAAGAACUGUACCAAAAAUACUGUCAAAGCAGAACUAUAUCAAAAACUAGACUUUAUUCUAAGCAAGUUUAGACCUACAAAGCUUGCAUAUUUUGCCAUCGAUGGACCAGCUCCAUUUGCAAAGCUGAGGUCCCAAAGAAAAAGGAGGUUUAUGCAAGUCUCAGAAUCUAGAUUGACGGCUAGCUCGGAUCACGAGCUAAAUAGCAACGCUGUUUCUCCUGGAACGGAAUUCAUGACAAGUGUUAAUAGAUGGAUACACGAAUAUGUCCAAAAAAGAGUACCAUUGUUUAAUCAAAGCACCCAACUCGUAUCUAUUGUCUCUGAUUCUUCGGUCAUUGGAGAAGGAGAGCACAAAAUUGCAGAAUUUAUACGUCAGCAAAGCAAAUUUCCACUGUACUCUCAAAAGCAAUCCCAUUUUAUUAUCACUAGCGACUCUGACAUGAUCAUAUUAUUGCUUUCAUGUAACCUGAAUUGGGCAUUUGUAUGUUUCGAAACACCCAAUCCAUCUACCCCCACUUCUACAUCAUCUAUUUCGCCGACCAACCAAAGUCAAAAAAACAUUAUUUGUCUCAAAAAUUCAAUAAUCUCCGUUCCAAUGAAAAUUUCUCCUAAUCUUGGUCAAGUGCCUUGCGGCAUCAAUACUUGUUCUGCAAAUUCUAAAUCGGGCGAGGCGUCAGCGAAAAGGAGGAUUACAAAAAAAAACCUUCUGCCUAGUGUAAAUAACUCCAGACUGACAACCAUUCAAAGUCACAUCAUCCUAGACUUGUCACUGUUAAAAAAUCAGCUGUACAACAAAGUCAUUCAGUUUCAAAAACAUGAACACUCUACUCCAAAAAAACAAUAUAAAUUUCAGAGGGUAGUCGAUGACUUAGUCUUGCUAAUCACCUUUUUGGGGAACGAUUACCUCCCUAGGCUUCCUUAUCAAGGGCAUAUCCAUGAUGCACUUGAUUACUUAAUACAAACCUACGCUGAAACUAUGGAAGAAAACGGAUAUUUAUGCGAGAAAUCAAAUAUAGAAUGGAAUAACCUGGCUUUGUACUUGGCCAGAAUGUUAUCCAAAAAAGAGUCUGGUUACUCCAUUAAUCAGCACAUCAAGACGUGUAAUCCUAUCGCUUCAGAAUCAAUACCAAAAUCUUUCAAAAACGAUUCGUCAACCACGUAUCCCGGAAAAUCAAACACCUAUUCAGAAAAUUGUAUUCUAAGCAAAAAAUUCCAAUUCUAUAACAACCUUUAUCCAGAAUUUCGUACAUUUUCAAUCAAAGAAAAAUUAGAAAAAAUUCAAUCCGCCAUACAAAACUACCUCGCUGGCCUUUCUUGGUGUCUGUCAUGCAUCCACGACAGGGUACAUAACUGGGAUUGGUACUACAUCUAUAACCAGUCCCCUCUCGCCACUGAUAUCACCCAAUACCUUGUAGACGCCACUAGUCAAGACGAUAACGGAGCCCCAUUUUUGUCAGCUAUAAUUUCAAAACAUUUCAAUGCCAAAAUACAAAAACCGUUGCUGCCCCUACAGCAGCUGCUCGCCAUCCUACCUCCAAAGAGCUACCACUUGCUCCCAGCAGCCUACUCAACACAACUGACCAAAGAUGCGGCAGUCAGCUCCAAUGCAUUCGCACGCCUUCACAGCGACAAUGCUCUAUAUCCAAUCAUUAAGGAGGACCUUCUAAAGUUUAGCCAAAUUUUAGAAGACCAACUCUCUGAUGACGAAAGAAGUAGAAACAAAUUUGGAGAUCCAACCAUAUACCUCAGUAUUGAAAAUAGGCAUUACAACGACUUGAACAAUUUAGUUUGCGACUCAAUUACCUCUACCACCCCCACGGAAACAUAUUUCGUCAUACGUUCGGUUCCAGCCUUAUUGCCUUUAUCCAACAAAAACAUACAAACUCCAUCCAACGAAUAUUGCAUUUCUGUAAAGCACGCAAAAAUAUUUCUAAAAAAACUGUUAUUUGACUGA
Molecule: messenger RNA, 2247 nt
Organism: Schistocerca gregaria
Lineage: Eukaryota; Metazoa; Arthropoda; Insecta; Orthoptera; Acrididae
Exons: 3
Coding region: 1-2247 (748 amino acids)
Biological process (GO): nuclear-transcribed mRNA catabolic process
Cellular component (GO): nucleus
Molecular function (GO): RNA binding; 5'-3' RNA exonuclease activity
Source: RefSeq, a predicted model, not a curated record